Microplitis mediator is the source of this 4076-nucleotide messenger RNA. RefSeq names its product double-strand-break repair protein rad21 homolog (gene vtd). Lineage: Eukaryota; Metazoa; Arthropoda; Insecta; Hymenoptera; Braconidae. The coding region runs from base 221 to 2473 and encodes 750 amino acids. The record is from RefSeq and is a predicted model, not a curated record. Gene Ontology annotation, biological process: mitotic sister chromatid cohesion; replication-born double-strand break repair via sister chromatid exchange; synaptonemal complex assembly. The transcript has 5 exons. Gene Ontology annotation, cellular component: synaptonemal complex; cohesin complex. Gene Ontology annotation, molecular function: protein binding; chromatin binding.
GUAAAUCACCAGUCUGAAGACGCGCUGCAACGCGCCCGUUGCGUAUGUAUUUUCGCUAGCGAUAAUUAUGUGUAUAAAUUGCAAUUAUUAUCAUAUUAUUGUUUAAAAAAUGUUAUGUUAUUGUGAAACUUGAUUGUCCGAUUAAUAAAACACCAUUUGUUGUUAUUUUUACGAUGAUAAUACGUUUAUAUUGGAAGUAGUUGGAAUUAGAUAAGCAAUCAUGUUUUAUGCACAUUUUGUACUGGCCAAAAAGGGCCCGUUGGCCCGAAUCUGGUUGGCGGCUCAUUGGGAUAAAAAAUUAACUAAAGCACAUGUUUUUGAAACAAAUAUUGAAAAAUCUGUCGAUGGUAUUUUGCAGCCAAAGGUUAAAAUGGCUUUGAGAACCUCAGGACAUCUUCUGCUGGGAGUUGUUCGGAUUUACUCUCGGAAAGCAAAAUAUUUGCUGGCGGAUUGUAAUGAGGCGUUUGUAAAAAUAAAAAUGGCCUUUAGACCGGGUAUGGUCGACUUACCCGAGGAACACAGGGAGGCUGCUGUUACGGCGAUUACACUCCCGGAAGUGUUCCAUGACUUUGAUACGGCGAUGCCUGAGCUGAAAGACGUCGACAUUGAGGCUCAGUUCAGUUUGAACCAGUCUCGAGUCGAGGAGAUCACGAUGCGGGAGGACUACGGGAAUCUCUCUCUGGUGACGCACGACCAGGGCUUCGGGGACAUGAGUUUCGAUGCCGAGCCGCCGGAGUUGUUGAGACACGGCUCGACGAUGGAGACGCAGCUCGACCAGAGCCAUAUGUUGUUUAGUGACGGGCCUAGUAUUGAGGCAGCGCUGGAGCCCAAAGAAAAAGAACCUGUGGCGGGUACAUCUACGUCACAGCCGAUGGAUAUUGACACUCCUAUCCGCGACGACGGGUUUGGUGGUCAUCUAGGUCAGGAUAUUAUAUCGGGAGGACUGUUUGAAGGCGGUCUUUUUGAUGAAGCACCAAUGGGUGAGGUCCCAGUACCUGAAGUCAGCAAUAUAACUGACCAACAAGAGUCGACGGCUGCUGUACCGGGUGUCCCAUCGGUUCACGACGACUCGGAUGAUGACAUGGGUGAUCAUUUCGGCGGCGCUCCUUCACCAAUGGGUGGUAUGAGCAGCGAUGGAUCACGUCCAACUACUCCUGCUGUGCAGGUUGAUGGAAUCGCGGGCCGGGCAAGUGUUGCUAGUCGACGUUUUUCACCUGUACCUCCUUCAAUUCCUGAGGAAAGUGCCAUUGACACGGCUGAACAGGCUCCAAGACAUGAGCAAACGACGUUACUUCAUGACGAAGAAGAGAGUUUUGCUUUAGCGCCAGUCGAUGCCUCGGCAUUAAAAGGUUUCACCAAAGCUAAACGCAAGCGUAAACUUAUUGUCGAUGAAGUUAAAAAUAUAUCUGGUGAAGAAAUGAAAGCACAAUUGUCUGAUACAAGUGAUAUUGUGACAACAUUAGAUCUCGCGCCGCCUACCAAAAGACUUAUGCAUUGGAAAGAAACUGGAGGCGUUGAAAAAUUAUUUGCUCUUCCUGCUAGACCAAUUCCCGCCCGUGUUCUCUUUAAGAAUUACCAACGACACUUGACGAGUAAGUCGUACGAUCACGAGGACUUCGGUCGGUUGGCCGGUGAGGAUGACACUAUAUCGUUGGAACAAAUGCGUGAAGCGGACGCUGAACCAGCUGCCUUUGAACAAAGUUCUAUCAGCAAACGGCUGAGCCGCAAACGCAAAGCUCCCGCGGACGAAGAACCUCUAGUACAACCGAUCAGAACGCCGGGACCACCCAUCCAAAUAUCAGUAGAAGAACAGCCGAUGGAGAGUAUCGACACGACAAGAUUGUCGGUUGCCCCACCGAUUGUACCAGCACCCGCGGAGUCUCCAGUCCAGUCUGAAGUAUCUCUACCCGCGGAGCCUUCUAUUCCUCACAUAGAACCGCCUCCUAUCGAGACUCCCGAAAUGCCGCAAAUUCCUCCUGCGGAAGUGAGUUCGCUGCUAGGCGAAGAACCUCUUCCGCCCGCCGACUCAAUGAUGGAGAACAUGGGCUACGACCAAGCGCAGCCUCAGGUUCCCUACAUGGGCUUCGAUGAAAAUCAACCGCCCGUGCACACGCCCGGUGGUAUUUCUGAAAGAGGUCCCGCUUCGCCCUGGAAUCAUGAAGAUUACGAGUUCCCUCAUUCUGUUGGACCGCAAGAGGAACAACAAGUUGAUGAAACAUAUGAGCAAUUUGAAGAACGUGUCCUCAAUAAAAGAGCAGCUCACAUGUACCAAGUUAUUAAAAGUAAAUUAGAUGGUAAAGAUAGACUAAGCUUGAACGAAAUGACGUAUAAGAAUUCACGAAAACAGGCUGCACAAAAGUUUUAUACUUUACUAGUUUUGAAGAAAUUCCAAGUAUUAGAACUGAACCAGGAAUAUUCUUAUGCCGAAAUCUUGGUUACCAAAGGCCCGAAAUGGGAAAACCCAUCGUUAUAAAAGUAACCGGGAUGUUACAGUCUACUUAAAAAUAAAAUGCAGCACCAAUUUCGUAAAAAAAAAAAGAAGUUGGAUGCAGUGACGUUGCCUUAUCGUCAGGCAAUCAAUGCUUGGUUUUUUCUACUAAAAAUCUCACUAAAGAUUUCUUUCAAUACGUUGACUAAAAAAGAAUAUGACACAUCAUCAGUUAAAUUAAAUUUAUUUUUCACAAUAAUCACAUCGAGCACACCAUAUAAAUAUAAAUAUAUUUAUUUCAUUUAAUCUUUUAUUUUAAUCUAUUGAGUUCUAUUAACAAAUAGUGUAAUUAGUAUUUAAGAAAGAGUAUAUUUGAAUAAAUCGAUGCUUUAAGUCUAUUUAAAUAAUCAGAUAUAAUUCAGACUUAUUGACGAUUUAAUUGAUAAGUUUAUUAAGUGAUUAUAAAUAUGGGUAUAUACAUUUUACGGUAGUUGAUCAUUACUUCUUUAAAUAUUAAUUGAUGAAAGAUUUAAAUAAAGAUUUAUAUUUUUCAUUAAUUAUUUAUUAAGUUAUAAAGAUUAAAUUACUAAUUAAAAAAAAAUUAACAAUUUCUAUUUUAUAUUUUAAUAAAAAAAAAUAUUUAUCGGUGGUAACUUUUUGUUGAAGAUGCCCCAGACAAAAUUUUAAAAAAUAAAAAAAAAAAUGAUGAUGACGAUGAUAAUUUAAUUAAAAUUGGGUGUUAUUCGACAAAAGACUAUGUUAUGAUUGUGAUGUAAAAUAUAAUGGCCUUCCUGUGUAAAAAAAAUUGCCGCCAAAAAUUUUCAAAUUUUAGACACGGCACCAUAAGUUUAGUUUUAAAAAUUUAAGACGAGAGAUUAAAGUCGACUUAGUAUUUUGUAGUGAAAUUUUGUUCAACUUUUUUGACGCUUUAAAAAUUUUUCUACAAAAGUACUGAUUCGAUUUUGAUAUUUAGUCUUAAAUUUUUAAAAUCUAAAACCCAAAGAGGAAAUUUAUUUAUUUUAUGUUGAGUUUGAUAAAAAAAAUUAUUUUUGAAUUAAAUUCAAGAUAAAAAUAAUAAAUGUCCUUUGGCAACUCGACUUCCCGGCGCUAAAAAUUUAAAAAAUAUUUUUUUUUUUACACGGGUUCAGCAUUUCAUCAUCUACUGUAAAAAAAAAAAAGCAAAUGUUAUUGUGUUGUUUUCUGUUUGUUUUAAGAAAGCAGUGUGAUAUCGUUGUAUAGAUGAUAAAAUGUAAUGUACGCUGUAAAAUUUCAUCAUUAUUAAUUAUUCUAAGCAUCAAUAACACUAAUAGUAAUAAUGAUUAAAAUGAAGACUAACAACCGGUUAAUUAAAAUUGGAAAAAAAAAUUAUCUUUAUUUAAAUUUAAAAUUAAAAUGUCAAUUAUUCUAAUAUUAUGAGAUUCAUUAUUAUAUUUUAUUAUGUUAUUAAUCUUUUCAUUACCGUCAUUAAAAAUUCAUUGAAGUAAAUGUUGUAAUUGGAUUAAGUGAUUUAUAAAUGAUGAUAAAAAAAAAGAUAAAUGAUUAAUGAAUGGUAUGUAAACUAUUAAAUAGAAAACAGUUAUCCUGUAGUAUAUACAGUUUAAAGAAUAUAUGUAAUAUAUUAUGGAUAAAGAUCAAAAGAAAUUGAAAA